AAUCUCAACAAGACAACAAGAAGUGUCGUCCUCUUCUUUCUCUUUUACUUACCAAACAACAUUAACGAGGCUAUCAAUUUACACACAAACCAUGUCUUCUCACUCCAUCUCCUUCUUUAAACUACCAAAAAAACUUAGGGUUUUAUAUUUCAUCUGAACUUCUUCAUUUUUUUUUUUCAAUCUACGAAAUUCUCACCCAAUUAUAUUUUUCCUUCAUUUUUUUCCCCCAUGGAACUACAACUGCCGGAACAGUUUCAUGGUCGGCCAUUGGAGAAUGUUUCCACUUCGGACCAGCCUUGUUUACGUGCAGAAAUCAAGCCAGUGCAAAAUUUUGAUAGUAAUUUAAAGGAAAUCGAGCUGAAGUGUGUCGAUCAAUGCCAUCACAUCCAACAAUUUAACGCUACGGAGCUGGUCAAAGCUCCGGAGGGUGCAGUCGUCCAGGAUGCUGCCUUGACAGUUAGACAUGAUGGUAGCAUGGUGGAUGUAGAGGUCAAGUUUGGCACAAUGAGUAAUCGGAAGCGGGGACGGCCUCCCAGAGCUAGUCCGGUCAAACCAAAAAAACGUCAGCCUCCGCCGUCGCAGAGGAGAAAGAAAGACGAGGAAGAUGUUUGCUUUAUUUGCUUCGAUGGUGGCAAUCUGGUCUUAUGUGAUCGCAGGGGAUGCCCUAAAGCGUACCAUCCUUCAUGUAUAAAGCGGGACGAGGCAUUCUUUCGUUCAAGGGCUAAAUGGAACUGCGGGUGGCAUAUCUGUAGUACUUGUCGGAAGGCUUCAUAUUAUGUGUGCUAUACUUGUACCUAUUCUUUAUGCAAGGGAUGCAUUAAGGACGCUGAUUACUUCUGUGUAAGAGGGAACAAAGGACUUUGUGCAGCAUGCAUGAAAACUAUCAUGAUGAUGGAAAACAGUGCUAUACGGAAUCAAGGAACGGAGCAGGUGGAUUUUGAUGAUAAAACUAGCUGGGAGUAUCUAUUCAAGGUUUACUGGGUGUGCUUGAAAGAGAAGCUGAAUUUAACUUUGGAUGAGCUCACUCAAGCUAAAAACCCUUGGAAUGGACCUUCUAUUAAUGCUUCUAAGGGCAAAUGCUCUGUUGAAGUUGAUAGAUCUUCCGUAAUGGCUCCUAACGGUGAAUCAUCUGGUGAUGUUACUGCACCUUCUAUUAACAAAGGCCCUAGUUCAGAAAAUUCUUCUGGGAAUGCCGAAGCAAAUAAUGCUAAGAGAAGAAAGACUAAGAAGCUACCAGAGUUUCUUAACAAGCCGGACUCCCUUAAUAUGGAAAAAUCAGGUACUGAUGAAGGAACCUCUCCACACGAGGCCCCAAAAUGGGCAACAGAUGUUCUCUUAGAGUUUGUUGCAUUCAUGAAAAAUGGUGAUACAUCAAAGAUAACCCCCACAGAAGUCCAGGGUCUUGUGCUGGAGUAUGUGAAGAGAUACAACCUUUGUGAUCCUGAUCAGCAGUGUCUAGUUGUUUGUGAUGCAAGACUAUAUGGUUUGUUAGGAAUAGAAAGGGUGGGUCACCUUGAAAUGCUUGGGAUUCUUGAGACACACUUGCUUGAUAAGGAAAAUUCUCUGGCUUGUCAAACAGCUAUAGGAGUUGCUGAUGCUUGUGCUAGCCAGAUGGAGAUUGACACAAAAAAUGAUAACCAGUUAACGUCAGAAAAUGAUAUGAGGCAUAACACACAUAUAAGGGCUGGGAAGAAGGGAUCUGUAGCUGAUCCUAAUGGAUAUGCAGCAAUUGAUGUGCACAACAUCAACUUGAUAUACCUGAAACGUAGUUUUGCUGAGAACCUUAUUGAUGAGAGUGACAAAUUUCAAGAGAAGGUUGUUGGGUCAAUAGUGCGGAUAAAAAUUACUGGCACUGAUCCAAAGCAAGAUAUGCAUAGGCUUGUUAGAGUAACAGGUACAGGCAAGGCAGCUGAACCAUAUGUAAUUGGAGACAGAAAAACUGAUUUAAUGAUUGAAGUUCAUAACUUGCAAAGGAGUGAUUUGCUCCCAAUUGAUGUGAUUUCAAACGAGGAGUUCUCUGAGUAUGAAUGUAGAUGUUUACGCGAGAGCAUUAAAUGCGGACUCAUGAAACAUUUUACAGUGGGCGAGAUUCUGGAGAGAGCAUUGAAAUUACAAUCACAGAGAAUUGAUGAUUUACUGGAAGCACAGAAACUGCAGGUUAUACAUCUCCGUGAUCAAGCUAGUGAAAAGGGACGUAAAAAAGAGCUCAGAGAAUGUGUGGAGAAGUUAGAGCUUUUGAACUCUCCUGAUAAUCACAAGCGCAGGCCUCUUGGAGUGGAAGUAGUACAUAUUGACCCACGAAUGGAUCCAAGUUAUGAGUCUGAAGAUGAUGUUGGAGAAUUUGAUGAGAAGAAAUCAGUUAACUGUGUAAGUCCAAGAGAUCCUAAAUCUGUUUCUGGGGUUGCCUCUGGAAAAUUUCUACCAUCAAAUUGUGUGGGUAUUGUGCAACCUGCUAUUAUUGAGACUGAGAAGACAUGGUACUAUGAGGACCCCAAUGGAAAGAAUCAGGGACCAUUUUCCAUUGCGCAGCUGCGUAAAUGGAAUACUAGUGGACAUUUUCCUGUUAAUUUGCGAGUAUGGAGGACAGAUAAAAAACAAGACGACUCCAUGCUUCUGACUGAUGCUUUGAAUGGGGGAUUUUAUAAGACUGUUGAGAGUCGAAAGAAUGUUGGAAUUUGUUGUGAUAAACAGGCCCUCAGUGAAGGCCGUGCUGAUAAACAGGUCCUCUGUGAGGGCAAUAUGGGCCCAUCUUCUGGAGAAAACUGUAGGCUUCCACACGAUCAUAGUGCUUCAAAGGCCUGGGAUUCAAACUCUUCUUUUGUGGCUUUAUUGAAUUCUUGUGAAAUGGCAGACCAGAUACCUCCUGAGAAGUCCCAGCUCGUAAAGGAAAAUGGGGGAUGUGAAAUGCGCCCAGAUGGGGGUGAGAGCAAACCGGGGCAAUCAUUUGGAAAAAAUUCAAGAUCUCCACCUGUAGAUAUUACCAUAAAUGGCUGGGACAACAAUGCUCUUGUCAAUUUGGUGAAGUCUUUUGAGCUUAUAGAUCAGGAUCAGGAGAUGGACUUCUCUGAUCUACCCAGCCCCACCCCCAAUCGGAGCCAUGUGCAGGUUGAAGAUUCUGAGAUGCAAAAGCCUAGGAGUACAGCAUCUAGUCCGGUGGCUGGUGGACCACCGCUACCUGAAGUGGCUGGUGAAGGGAGUGGGCAUUCCCCUUCUCCAGCAAAACCUGCGCUGGACAAGAGGGAGUCUGAUGUCGUGGCAGCAUCUAUUGUAAAACAGACUGAAGUGCCCAGUGAUCAUGCUGCCACCCCAACUUCAGUGCCCAGUGAUCAUUCCUCUUCGUCCCACCCUGCAUCCAAUGCUGCUAGUUGGCAGCCAGUUGAUGUUGCUGUUGCUGAACUUGAGGAAUUCACUGCUUGGUCUGAAGAAUCUGUUUCAGAGCUGUUGGCGGAAGUUGAUGAAGCAAUGCGGUCCUUUAAUGGUGUAGCAUCUCCUACUUCACCUCUGCACUGUGGUGUUGAAAAUGAUUGUUUCAGCCCUCUGAGGGGGUUAAGCUCAAGAGUUGAUACAGGGAGAAGUGCUUCCUUGGGCUCCAGUAGUGAUACACACACGAUUUCUCAGUCACCUGUGAAUGAGGAGCCACGUGGGGUAUCUCAGGGGGAUGUUCUUGAUCGUCAAAAAAGUUCUGGUGGGCCUUCUUCCACAAGUAAUGAGGUGGAAGUCCUAGAGGAAGUUACAAAGUCCAGUGAUGAUUCAGUUAAUCAAUGCAAAGCAGCUUCAAACUUACCACCGCCUUUACCUCCUGUGACAAGUUGGGAGAUGGCCACCAUAGACACCACUUGGAGGCCUGGAACAGAAACUACAAAUAUCAGUGAGGGAACGGUGCAGGGAAAUGCAGACUUGGGAUUUAGAGGAUUGUUUCAAGGAAUAAUGAAUGAUGAUUGGGUAAAUGGUCAGUGGGGAAAUUUAGGCAUGUGGGGAAGCCAACCUAGGUAUGGUGGCGACAGACUCUCUAGUCCUAGAGACUUUAAUGUUGAUGGCAUGGAUUCAAGUUUUGGUAGCGGCAGGCCAGUUUUUAAUGGGCAGGCAAUGUAUGAUGAUGGGAAUGGAGGAGGAAAGACAAUUUUUGAUGAUGGGAAUGGAGGAGGUUCUUUCGGACUUGCACCCAAAAGUCAGCAGGUUUGUAAAUUUCAUGAAACCGGGUUUUGCAAAGAUGGGACAUCUUGUAGGUACUUUCAUUUAUGAUUUAGGAUUCCACGGUCAUUGUGUGGCAUUUAGUUUUGAACUCGUAGCUCGUCUUAGGAAAGGUUCUAAUGUUAAUGCUCUAAUUUAACCAGUACAUCAGUUAGUGAAGCAGCAGAAUACGGAAAUCUAUUUUGGGAUAGUUUUAGGAGCUUAAAAGUAGCACACUCAAUUGUCAUGACUCAUGAUUGUAAAAAACGGCCUUGUACUAAAUAUUCAAUUGCUAGUACCGAUCCUCUCAAUUCAUUACGAAUGGACAACAUCCAUUUUGAGGGGUUGUGUAAUUUAAGCCAAA
Pistacia vera is the source of this 4534-nucleotide messenger RNA. Its product is annotated as zinc finger CCCH domain-containing protein 44. The coding region runs from base 229 to 4242 and encodes 1337 amino acids. The transcript has 10 exons. Lineage: Eukaryota; Viridiplantae; Streptophyta; Magnoliopsida; Sapindales; Anacardiaceae. The record is from RefSeq and is a predicted model, not a curated record. Gene Ontology annotation, molecular function: metal ion binding; DNA binding; protein binding.